Eruca vesicaria subsp. sativa (arugula) is the source of this 1158-nucleotide messenger RNA. The record is from the annotation of a GenBank genome assembly. NCBI's taxonomy places the organism in Eukaryota, Viridiplantae, Streptophyta, Magnoliopsida, Brassicales, Brassicaceae.
AUGACGAGGAGGGAAAGUGAAGAUACGGGCUCACUUCCUCCAGAGCUGAUGGGAGAAAUUCUGAUCCGGCUUCCAGCGAAAUCAAUCGGGAGAUUCAGGUGCGUGUCAAAGCUGUUUCGGUCUCUGUCAUCGGAUCAACGGUUCGCAAAGGGCCACAUAGAUCAUCUUCUAAUGACCAUCCGAAACGAUUCGUCGCGGAAACUACUCGUGUCUUCUUCACGUAACCUCUACGCAUUGGACUUGGUAUCAUGCGAAGAAGGAGACUCUGAUUUUUUGGGAGCUGUUGAGCACGAUUAUCCUCCUCCAAACUUGAAGAAUCAUAGAAACGGCUUUGUUGGGAUCAUCGGAGGAUCAUGCAACGGUUUAGUGUGUAUCUCUCAAGGUAGAGGCGCUAUGUUGUUGUAUAAUCCAACCACCCGAGAAUUCAAGAGAUUAUUAUCAUCUCCUCAUAGUCAUAGAUAUGAUGAUGAACAAGAGGUCCAAGCUUGGGGAUUUGGGUUUGAUGAUGUGAGCUAUGAUUACAAAGUAGUGAAGCUUGUUGGCGGCCAUGUUGUCAACGCUAGCGUCUACUCCUUGAAGGCAAACUCGUGGAGACGGCUCCCUGAUUUGAGUUUGAGUUAUCAAAUCUGGAAUGGGUACGACUUCUCCAACUCCGGUGUGAAUCUCAACGGUGCGUGCCACUGGGUGUUUAGGCUUCCUGAAGGUCGUUAUCACCGUAAAGUCUUGGUAUGCUUUGAUAUUAAAACCCAAGAGUUCCGAGAGAUGCCAUUGCCUGAUGAUCCUCAUCACUUUUCUCUUAGUGUUUGCCUACACUUGGUGGUUGGGAAUCUCAACGGCCGUCUCUGUCUCUCUGUGAUGUAUCAUACCCGCUCUUUGCACAAUGAUCUUUGGGUGAUGAAUGAGUACGGUGUAGCGAGUUCCUGGAGCAUCAUCCGGAUCGGCUACAUGAUCUACCAGUCAAUAAAACCGUUGUGUUUCAGCGAGGAGGAGGUUCUUCUGAAACUUGAUGGAACUGGACGACACAUGGUCUUGUACAAUUCUGAGACCAAUGUAGUGAGGGGUUUGUGGAUUCGAGGGGCAGAAGAACUCAGUCACGACUUCAAAGUUUGUACGUACGUAGAGAGCCUCAUAUCACCAAACUUGUUGUAUGGUGUUUAG